ACCAAGAAAGACCCAAUGAGCCUUCGUUUGUCCCUAUUAUGUCGUACAGGCCCAUGGGCUUUCCAGUCCAGAAGCAUCGUCGUUCCGUUUCGUUUCGUCUGCGUAAAAACUAGACAGCAAAAUCAAACCUCAGAAGAUACAGAAAUGGCGGCAACGAAAGCCACGUUGGUCUACACUAUUUACAGAGCUCUCAGCUACGGUCUAUCUCCAUUGUUAUACCUUCACCUUCGUUGGCGUAAGAUCUUAGGUCUCGAACAUCAGCUCCGGUGGCCGGAGCGUCUCGGCCGCGCCUCCCUUCCUCGUCCCCCAGGCCAACUCCUCUGGUUCCAUGCCGUCUCCUUAGGUGAAGGAGUGGCUGCGAUUCCAGUAAUCAAAGAGUGUAUUCGAAAGAAACCUGAAUUGAAUAUCUUGAUGACCACUACUACUGCUUCAGCAUUUGAAGUGAUAAAGAAUCGUCUUCCUUGUGAAGUCAUAUAUCAGUUUGCGCCAAUUGACACCCCUAAUGCUGUGGAUGCUUUCCUAGGCUAUUGGAAGCCAAAUGCAAUUGUGCUAGUAGAGAGUGAAUUGUGGCCGAAUCUUAUAAUGGAUGCUUCACGAAAGGGUAUUACCUUGGCCUUGAUAAAUGCUCGAAUGUCAACCAAAUCUUUUAAACGUUGGUCAAGACCGUGGCUUCUUCCACUGAUUUCUUUAAUGCUGUCAAAAUUUUCAAUGAUUAUCCCAUUGAGCACUAUGCAGGCAGUAAACUUCCAACUACUGCUCGCUCCACCUUCUAUCAUUAAAUCUUCCGGUGACUUAAAAUUUGUUGUUGAAGAAUUUGUCUCUGAGGAAGAGAUGAGAAGUAUAGAAGAUCUGAAGGUGCAACUUGCUUGCAGGAAGGUAUGGAUGGCUUCUUCUAUACACAAGGGAGAAGAAGAAGUCAUUCUAGCUGUUCACGAAGUACUCAUCCAAGAACACCCAGAUUUGGUGACAAUUAUUGUGCCUCGAUAUACCCAUCACGGACAACAAAUUGGUCAUAAGUUGCAGAAAGAGGGGCAAUAUGUUGCUUUGAGGUCUCAAGGCCAUAAAAUUACACCUGGGACAAAUAUAUAUGUUGUAGACACCUUAGGUGAAUUGAGGCACCUAUAUCGAAUAACUCCUAUAGCUGUAAUCGGGGGUUCCUUCCUGCCUGGUUUUACUGGUCACAAUAUAUCAGAAGCUGCUGCAGCCGGCUGUGCUGUUCUAACUGGCCAACAUGUUGGACAUUUCUCAAGCAUGAUUUCGGAAAUGCAACAAUUAAACCCUCUGUCAGUUCUCCAGGUGUCUGGACAAGUUGAGUUACAAGAAGCUCUUGAAGUUGUAUUUAGGGACAAGAAAGUUCUCGAAGCUCGUCGUGAGGCUGCUAAACAAGCAUAUCAUUGCCUAUCAAGAGGUACUGUUACCAGAGUCUGGAACUUAUUAGAUAGUCAACUUCUGAAACAUGCCUUGAGCUGAAAACAAAUUAAGGAAAAUUAGCAUUGAAGUUUGAUGCCAAAGCUCUUACAUUUGCAAAACGAUUAUACCAGGCAUAGUUAGCUUCUUUUAUGCAUUUCUUAAUUUGAGCUAGCUAAAAUAACGAGUUUGUGAUCUUUUACCAAUGGUGGUAAUAGUAAAUGUCAUUUGAAUUGAACCAGACCCCACUCUUAUUUGCAGCAAAAAUCUCCUACCUAACCCAACUUUUGCAAUAAGGUUCCCAAUCUCAAUUUUUUUGUAUUUAAAUCCCCAAACUCUUAAAAAGCUCGUAUGUUCAUUUCACUUUCUAUACAAUUUUUUUGUUAAGUGAGAUUAUUUUGUAUCUUUGAUUCACAUGUAAUAUUUAUUUGAGUAAUGCCAGUUUAUAUUCCACUUUUAUUUU
Molecule: messenger RNA, 1870 nt
Organism: Cannabis sativa
Lineage: Eukaryota; Viridiplantae; Streptophyta; Magnoliopsida; Rosales; Cannabaceae
Product: probable 3-deoxy-D-manno-octulosonic acid transferase, mitochondrial
Exons: 12
Coding region: 16-1470 (484 amino acids)
Biological process (GO): lipid A biosynthetic process
Cellular component (GO): plasma membrane
Molecular function (GO): transferase activity
Source: RefSeq, a predicted model, not a curated record